UGAUUUUAUCACUUUUCUAACUCAGCAUUCACUGCGCUUUCUAGAGAUUUAGAGUUCCAGGCCUCUUCCAUUUUACCAGUAGGAGCAGAGUUAAGUAUCAAUUUGGGGACAUAUUUUUAAAAAUUGCCAGAACAAGAACACAAAAUUUGUCAUAUGCUAGUGUAUAAUUUAAAUGUUUAUGCUUAAUAAAUUAAUGCCCUUAAAGCAAAUUAUACCAUGGGGAAUUAUUACAAUUCCUAAAACUUAUUCAUACAUGAGACACCACGGGCUUUGGCCUGGUAGGGACUCAAGUUUAAGCCUGUUGCCAUUGGACUUUUGUGUCUGCAAGGUAAGUAAGCCCUCACUUGCCAAGAAUAUCCAAAUCCACUUCGGAGACCAAACCAAGCCACAGAACCUAAUACAAGGUUUCUCAACUGCGGCACUACCGACCCUUGCGACCAGGUAAUAGUGACAGAGGCUGUCCUGUGCGUGGUGGGAUAUGUACAGCAUUCCUGGCCUCUACGCAUUAGAUGCCAGUAGCAGGCCUCUGUACCCCCAUUAUCAGAAACAACCAAAAAUAUCUGUAGACAUUGCCCAAUUUCCCUUGACGGGCAAGAUCACCUUUGUUUGAGAACCAGCAUGCUGACACUUUCAUAAUCUUCUUGCCAACAGGGCCCUGCAUUAAACAUCUUUCUGCACCUCCCACCCACACACAGUGCCUCCAGCCCGGCUCAGAAUAUGCAGUAUUGGUGUCUAGGCUGUGCCCAGCAGCCAUGAGAUUCAUGCUGUGACUUUACCCUCAGCAGAUGCACUCAGUCACACAUCCACAAAGCCCGUAUUACACAUUUCAGUUAAAGUCUUAGGAACUGGGGUUAUUACACUGUAUUAAUCACAGUUCCAGGGAUUCUGACAGCAGUGACAUUUAGAGAACGAAAUGCCAAGGCACACAUCAAAGAGAUCGACCCUUGAUCCAUGUGCAAGUGCGAAUCAUUGCAUUUUCGUUUACCUUCCACCAUGUGCAUUUCUGGAGACUGUUGAACACUGCUUUAUCCUCCUGUCUACCUGGUUUCGAUUGUUCCUAACUCCCUGCCAUUAGGAGGUCCACUCGGGGUUGUUUAAAUACUUGAGCAGAGGAACAAUUAAACCCGCUGCUGAAACACUAGUCUAGAGGGAGAGAUAAGGUUACCGCCUCCAGUAACACACUCCACUGCACCGAGCUUGGCGAUGAUUGUCUCUGCAGUCUUCCGGAUGUGCGUGUAGUAAACAUAGGCUGUAAAGACAGGCGCUGAGGGAGGCCGACAGGAUGGACUCGGAAUCUUGAAAGGUUAUGCUUGGAAGAGGUGCUGUGGAGCAGGGCAUUGCUAAGUGUCUGGAAGAUGUCAACCACCCGCGCCCCCUAGCAUGCCCGGAUGGUUCAAAACAGCGUGGUACGGGCUGGCUUCUCUACUCAGCUUCUCCUCCUUCCUCCUGCUCAUCGUUGCCCUGGCCGUGCCGCACUGGCUGAGUGGGAAAAUCCUUUGUCAGACGGGGGUGGACUUGGUCAAUGCCACGGAUCCAGAGCUGGUCAAGUUCCUUGGGGACAUUUACUAUGGGCUCUUCAGAGGUCGCAAGGUGCGGCAGUGCGGGCUCGGAGACCGCCAGUCUCAAUUCACAAUCUUCCCACUCCUGGUGAAGGAGCUCAACACCGGCCUUCAUGUGACAAUUCUGCUGCUCCUCUUCCUGGCCUUGGCCCUGGCUCUGGUCAGCAUGGGCUUUGCCAUUCUCAACAUGGUCCAGGUCCCUUAUCGGGCAGUCAAUGGCCCCGGGGGCAUCUGCCUGUGGAACAUCCUGGCAGGUGGAGUCGUGGCGUUAGCCAUCGCCAGCUUCAUGGCCGCUGUGAAAUUUCACGACUUGACAGAACGAAUCGCCAACUUCCAGGAGCAGUUCUUUCAGUUUGUCGUGGUGGAGGAGCACUAUGAAGAGUCAUUUUGGAUCUGUGUGGCCAGCGCUUCGGCCCAUGCAGCAAACUUGGUUGUGGUGGCAAUCAGCCAGAUUCCUCUCCCAGAGAUCAAGACCAAAAUCGAAGAGGCCACAGUCACAGCCGAGGAUAUCUUGUACUAAUCACCUCCUCCUGCCCACACCCUUUCCUGUAUCAGUUCCGUAGUGUGAAUAGGGAUCUCACUUCUUUGCAACCUUCUUACUUCAUGUUCUUGCAGUGAGAAGAAGGACGUGGAAGGAUCCAGGGGGUAGCUGGGCCAGAGAGGAAAAACCUCCCCCAAAUCCCCAGCAUACCUGCAUCCCUCUCUCAUGUCCUUGGAGGUGGAGAUUCAUGCCCGCUGUGUGUGACAGUGGACAAUUCACUUCAUGUCUACUUCUCAGUAUCCUCUCUGUAAAAUGUGGAUUCCUACAA
Chinchilla lanigera (long-tailed chinchilla) is the source of this 2368-nucleotide messenger RNA. RefSeq names its product clarin 2 (gene Clrn2). The record is from RefSeq and is a predicted model, not a curated record. NCBI's taxonomy places the organism in Eukaryota, Metazoa, Chordata, Mammalia, Rodentia, Chinchillidae.